Messenger RNA from Trichomonas vaginalis G3, 915 nucleotides. RefSeq names its product DNA/RNA polymerases family. The record is from RefSeq and is a predicted model, not a curated record. The annotation marks the transcript as partial. NCBI's taxonomy places the organism in Eukaryota, Parabasalia, Trichomonadida, Trichomonadidae. The transcript has a single exon.
AAGUACACAAUUCCACAAGGAGUUGGAUUGUUCGGAUACCAACCUGAACCAGAAGAACUUCCAAUGAGGUUGCAAGAACUUCAAGAUGCUAUAAACAAACUUCCAUUGAGACAUCCAAUUGACGUCAAAUUGUAUUGGAGAGCAUCUGAGUUAGGUCAGAAGGUUUUAUAUGAAACAGGUUGCUUCGACGAUGUUUAUGAGAUAACAGGAGAAGUUUCUCAGAAGAUAAGAGACUCACUUGAAUUUCCACAAACUGGACCAAUUGGUUGCGACAAGUUCGACUCAAACGAAAAGAUAUACUAUGUCGACCUUAACGCUGCAUACAUGAGGUUUGUCCAAUAUAUUCCGACUGGAAUUCCAAACGAAGAUGGUGAGUUCCCGGGAAGGAACUAUACAGUUGGAAAAGUCAUACAACAACUGUAUGAUAUUAGGAAAGCUUCAAACCCCAAACUUGCAAUGACACUCAAAUUGCUUAUGAAUUCGACAUGGGGAUAUUCCAUUAAGAAACCUCAAGAGAUGAAGAGUAAACAUUAUGAGAAGGUCGACAACUUUGUUGAAAGGUUUUCUCCUUUUGUUUUGAAGUACGAAUUCACUCAAGGUCAAAGUGGCUUAGUAACCACAUUAAAACCUAUUGUCGAACAUUGGUCUUACCCUCAGUUCGCAAAAGCAGUCCUUGACAACUACAACAAAUUCUUCUCCGAAGUCAAAUCCAAAGUGAAGGUUUACUAUGAGAACAUUGACGCACUCAUGACGAACGAAGAAGGAUACAACAAACUCAUUGAAAUGGGUUUAGUCGGUGAGAAGAUGGGCUGUUUUAAGCUAGAUAAGGUAUUUUCCGAAGUUCAUGUAAUAUCGAAAAGGAAAUAUUGGGGCAUACUUGAAGACGGCACAGAAAUAAAACAUUGCAUGAAAUAA